AGAUACCUAGAAGCUUUUGUGGAGCUUAGAAGCUCGCCAAGUCAUCGUCGUCGGCUCUGCCACCAACAGAAAAGUCCUUUGCAUCAAGGUUUAUAUUAACAAAGAUAUGAUCGACGUGACACGUAGAUGGAAGUAGCACACAUGAUGGAAGCGAUUAUUAAAAAUAACAACUAUUUAAUAUUUUUCCCUUUCAAAUAUAUGUAUAUAUACACACACAUAACAUCUUUCUAUUUGACAGGUACAGUUUGAAAAGGAGGAGUCAGCAGUCAAUCUUGAUUUCCGUCCUUACUUUCCAUCCUUAUUUCUGUCUGACAGGUGAAGUCCCAUAUCUUCCAGAUACCUCUAUAAUUUGGACCGGUAAGCCAGUGCUUGCUCAUGCAGACUUCAAACAAAAAUACCAAGUAUAUGGAGCGUGCGCCAGCUAUCUGCAACGAGGCCCCUCAUGGCCUGUUCAUGUGCUCUAAACUCUACAUCGCCGCAUUCGAGGGCAGGACGGAUGAGAUCACCGGACUCCUAACGGGAAGCAGCGACGUGACGGCGGCAGAGGGAAACGGUUGGCCAUCCCCGAGAGCACGAGAAAAUGCGAUUCAUCCGGGACCCUGCUGCAGCACCCGCGAGGUUACCGCGGAGCGGAGCACGCUUCUCCACAUCGCCGCCGGUCAGGGGCACGUCGACCUCAUUGCCGAGCUCUGUCUCCGGGACAGCGCCCUCCUCUCUUUGGUCAACUCUUCUCUGGACACGCCACUGCACUGCUCGGCAAGGGCGGGGAAGGCAGACGCCGUCGAGGCCAUCAUCCGGCUGGCCCUGGAUAACGUGGAAGAGGAUAGGCUGCGGGGGUUCCUAGGCUGGAAAAACCAGGCCGGAGACACGGCGCUGCACCUUGCUGCAAGGCACGGCCACGGCGCGACGGUGGAGACGCUGAUGAACCUGGCGCCCGAGCUGGCGUCAGAAGUGAACGCUGCUGGUGUGUCACCACUCUACCUGGCGGUGAUGAGCAGGUCGGUGCGCGGCAUCGCUGCUAUUGUCUGGUACAGGGACGCGUCUGCCGCGGGACCGAUGUCGCAGAACGCGCUGCACGCUGCUGUUCUCCAGAGUUCAGAAAUGGUUUCUUUGCUAUUGCGAUGGCGACCGACACUUGCAACUGACCUUGACAGCAACAAGAGCAGCCCAUUACAUUUUGCUUCAUCUGACGGCGAUUGUUCUAUCGUCCAAGAGGUCUUAACAUAUGCACCACCCAGCACCCCGUACUUGCAGGAUAGAGAAGGCCUCUCAGCACUGCAUGCUGCAGCAUUAAUGGGCAAUGGACCUGCUGUCCGUUUGCUGCUGCAAUUCUACCCUGCUUCCGCAGACAUCCGUGAUAACAAUGGCAGAAGCUUUCUGCAUGCUGCAGCUAUGCAAGGCCACUCCUCCAUCGUUUCCCAUGUUAUAAAGAACCGAAUGCUCGAACAUCUUUUGAAUGAGCAAGACAUGCAAGGGAAUACGGCACUACAUUUGGCUGUGCAGGCAGGGGAAUACAAAGUUGUCUCUAAGCUGUUGUACAGUGGAAAAGUGCAAGCUCACAUUAUGAACAAUGCAGGCCUUACCCCAUCAGACCUUAUAGAGAAUUCAACAAGUUUCUACUCAAUGCAGGUAAGAUUACUGGUGAAGCUAUAUGUCUAUGGAGCACAAUUCAGGCCACAGAGGCAAGACCAUAUAAAGAAAUGGGCUGGUCAGGACAUUGUGAAAUGGCGAGUGGCAACAUCAAAGAAUCUCGCAAUUGUUUCCACUCUUGUGGCCACAGUUGCUUUCUCAGCAGCAUUCAACGUGCCUGGUUCAUAUGGAUCAGAUGGAAAGGCAAAUCUGAAUGGGAAUCGCAUGUAUACUGCCUUCCUUGUGCUGGACACAAUUGCCGUGACCACCGCUGUGAUGGCGACAAUACUACUUGUUUACGGGAGAGCUUCGCGGUCUCAGCGCUCUUGGUUGAGUUUCAUCGUCUCAAUGCACUUCCUUUGGUUGUCACUUCUCAGCAUGAUGCUAGGAUUCUUCACAGCUAUAGCCGCAACGAGUGAUAAGAAAUAUAUGAGGACUGCAUUGUCUAGGCUGAUCUACUCUGGGACGUACAUCUUGAUAACGGUGCUCACAAGCCUCUUCAUGCCUGGAUCGCUUAGAGGAGUUUUGCAGUUUCUGUUAGGAGGUUUCUCAGAACAACAACGGCAUGUCAAGAGGCGCAUCAAUCGGCAGUAUCCCUUUAUAGUAAUGUAUUCCUUCAACAUAAUUUUGUUAAUAGUCAUAAGUAAUAUAGCACUUGCUGCUGUUGACACAACUGGUAAUCUGAGUUGAUGUGAGGCCAUGGCAUCAAGAUAUUUUAGGUGUGAUGGUCAGCAGUGGCUUAUCUGUUUUCAAUCACGACUGUAUGGUGACUUAUCUGUUUUCAAUCAUGAGCGUAUGUAGUUUGUAGAACAAUACUCCUUUUUACCAACAAG
Phragmites australis (common reed) is the source of this 2462-nucleotide messenger RNA. RefSeq names its product protein ACCELERATED CELL DEATH 6-like. The record is from RefSeq and is a predicted model, not a curated record. NCBI's taxonomy places the organism in Eukaryota, Viridiplantae, Streptophyta, Magnoliopsida, Poales, Poaceae. Bases 376 to 2319 code for a protein of 647 amino acids. Gene Ontology annotation, molecular function: protein phosphatase 1 binding; protein phosphatase regulator activity. The transcript is spliced from 6 exons. Gene Ontology annotation, cellular component: plasma membrane.